Messenger RNA from Suillus bovinus, 2931 nucleotides. Its product is annotated as polysaccharide lyase family 8 protein. The record is from RefSeq and is a predicted model, not a curated record. Gene Ontology annotation, biological process: carbohydrate metabolic process. The coding region runs from base 311 to 2599 and encodes 762 amino acids. Gene Ontology annotation, molecular function: carbohydrate binding; lyase activity. The transcript is spliced from 13 exons. Lineage: Eukaryota; Fungi; Basidiomycota; Agaricomycetes; Boletales; Suillaceae. Gene Ontology annotation, cellular component: extracellular region.
CAAGAUUUGGUAAUUAGGGAUUUGUCCACUAUAUGGCCAAGUACUUCAGCAAGACCGGGACGUCUACGAGUCAAACAAUUGUCAUACGUUACAGAAUGGAGGUAUCGUUUCGAACUCUACAGAAUCAACCAACUCGGAUUUUUCUUGCAGCUUGGUAGUUGUGUCAGAUUCAGGCUCAUGGUCGCCUCACACACGUUCCUUUUACUAUCAUUGUUUCGUGUGGUCUGCAGUUACGCUGCGGACUUUCACAAGCUUCACACUCCAGACCGCAUCAGCAUUGCUGCCGCUCACCACUGUGAUAGAGGUCAAUAUGAUGAAGUUCCGAGUUGCGCCCAGUAUUGGCACAUCACCUGUAUCAUCUCCCAUACGGGCUGUUGGCACCAACAUCACGCAGGACAUGAACACCAUUCAUCAGCGCAGGCUGGUAACAAUUGCAGAGGAAAUAACUCUAAACCCUGAUAAUAUCACAUCCUGGAUUGCAGAUCUGGGAGCCAAUGGCCAGUGGCCUAGUUCUGAAGUGGACUACACUACCGGAUGUGAUGCACAAAGAUCCAAUUGGCCUGCUCAAAUGCACUGGCAACGCAUCAGUACCAUGGCCGCUGCUUGGCACGGAGGUCUUAGCGGGGGGCAGCAAUACGUCAAUGAUUCCAAGACCUUGGCCGCCAUAUCACUUGCUAUGGACUAUUGGUUCGCUAAUGAUUUCACCAACCCCGCAUGUCUAGAUUAUGGAGGCACUCCAACCUGCCCUUGUGGCACGCCGGGAUUUUGGAACACGAAUUGGUUCUCCAAUGUUAUCUUGAUACCCGAAUUGGUGUCACAAUCCUGCCUCCUGCUGAACGACACAUUGUCAUAUACUCAGCUUGGCAAUUGUACUCACAUCACCCUCCGCGCAUAUGGCACGUUCGACCACUAUGUCAAUGGUAUAGGUUAUAUCACUGGUGCAAAUGCAUUAGAUGUUGCAAAAAUUGGGAUCGAUCAAAGUCUUCUGGUUGUCAACGUCUCCUUGAUCAUAGAUGCGUUCACGAGGAUUCAUGACACUGUGGUUAUUGAACAGCCUGUCCAAUCUGAUGGGAUUCGUCCCGACGGAUCUUUCGGUCAACACCUUGGGAUCAUCUAUAACGGCAAUUAUGGAAAAGAUUUUUCAAAUGACGUUCUGGAUCUGGAAAUUGAGGCUGCAGGAACGCAAUUUGCUGCUAAUGCAACUUCCAAGACUGCACUCGAAACUCUAUUUGACGGAAAUCGAUGGAUGAUCUUCCGUAAUGUCCAGACCAAUGUAUCGCAUUGGGAUUUUAGCGUCUUAGGUCGUUUCAUUAGUUUCCCUGUAAUUGACAAUCAGGCUACAGGUAGCAUCAAUAUGAAUAUUUCAGAGGUUCAGCAACUCGGAGAGGAAUGGAACUCUACUGUUCUCCUCGAAUUUUCUUCGACCGUAUCUGCCAAUGCAGCCGAUGCAAAUGUGGGCGAGAUCCGCGGGAAUCUUAUGUUCUUUGCCAAUGACUACAUGGUAACUCGCGGUCCAGGCUACGUGACCACAGUGAGAAUGUAUUCCAACAGGACAGUAAACACAGAGUGUCUCAACUCUCAAAACCCUUUCGGCUUCCAUCUCUCGGAUGGCACUGUUUACACUUACCUUCAAGGCAAUGAAUACGAAGAUGUCGCUGCUGCCUGGGACUGGAACCUUAUUCCUGGAACUACCGUGGACUAUAAUGCUACAGUGCUCGACUGUAACCAUACUUCAUAUACCGGUCAAGAAGCCUUUGUCGGUGGCGUCUCGGACGGUCGAAUUGGUGCCGCAGCAAUGCGCUAUACCAACCCAGAGAGUGGCUCGAUAUCCUGGCAAAAGACAUGGUUUUUCCUGGAGAGCGACGUUCAGCAUGUCAUGAUUGCCAACAUUUCGUCUGCCACUGCAGCCCCCGUAUUUUCAGUUCUUGAUCAACGACGCUUCGCAGGCGGUGUUUGGGUGAAUGGAGCAGGAACUUUUGGUGGCAACUACACAAAUCCGCAAACCAUGUGGCAUGGACAAGUUGGCUACGAGUUUCCAGCUGCUAAUGGUACAUAUGGGCUCUCCGUUGAAUGGGGUAACCGCACGGGUGCUUGGUCAAGCAUUGGAUCGUCCACGCAGCCUCCUGAGACGGUCGAACUCUUCGCUGCAUGGCUCUAUCAUAACAACCUAUCCGCCCCUGCCUCCUAUACAUCUUAUCCUGCGGUUGAUUACGGUACCUUCACGCUCAAGCGAGCGGCCACGCAGCUGCAAGAAAUUGAGAAUAGCGCAAGUAUUAGCGCGUUGCUCGAUAAAGUUCAUCGAACGGUAACAGCAGUAUUUUGGAGCCCUACUGGUGGUUCUUUCACCUUCCAGCUGGAUGGCUACGCACGAAUUACCGUCACAACCAGUGCAAACGCCGCCUUUCUCUAUUGUGUAGAAUCUGGCACUGUGACAGUCUCGGAUCCAUCGCAGACACUUUCUGACCUCAGCGUAAAAAUGACUGCUGGAGAUGGAGUUAAACCAGAAGGAUGGAGUUUCCAAAACACACUCAUUAUAUAUUUCACACUACCUAGCAGUGGUUCGGCAGGAAGUAGCGUGACCCACGUAUUAGGGCAGUAGCAUAUCGUUCAUCAGACGGGAUUUUUACAAUACUAGCCAUGCAAAUGUUAAUGUAUUGCAACGGUGGAGUACAUAUUUUUGUGGAUGCGGGAUAAACAAAGACGAGAUCAGAAAGUGGGUUGCUCGCCAUAUGCCUCCUGUUGGUAAGCUGGCUCCUGUGCAUAGGCAGCAGCAGGUUCCUCCGCGGCUGGGGGUGGAGCGGAAACAAUGGCAGGCUCUCUUGAUUCUGAGGAAGGUUCCGAAACAAUCUUGUCGAGAGGCGGCUCGAGAAUCUGGACAGAGUCGGGAAGGGGCUUGCGAGGGCCCAAUUGGCCUUCAGGGUCAUAGCCUUU